GUCUGGCCAGCGUCCUAGAACUUUACCGACAGAGAAGAUGCUACGAGACAGCCUGAAAUCUUGGAAUGACAGCCAGUCAGACCUCUGUAGCAGCGACCAGGAAGAGGAAGACGAGAUGGUCUUCGGUGAAAAUGAAGACGAUUUGGAAGAGAUGAUGGACCUCAGCGACCUGCCCACCUCCCUUUUUGCUUGCAGUGUCCAUGAAGCGGUGUUUGAGGUCCAAGAGCAGAAGGUAGGCACACACCCUGCCCCUGCACUCACGGCACGGGAGGCGAAGGUAGCUUUGGUCCCUGAGCCCUGUGACACGACAUACGGUGUGUGCCACGGUGGCCCCCUCACUGUGUCUUAG
This is a messenger RNA of Rattus rattus (black rat), 349 nucleotides long. RefSeq names its product calcipressin-3-like. Bases 38 to 349 code for a protein of 103 amino acids. The transcript has a single exon. NCBI's taxonomy places the organism in Eukaryota, Metazoa, Chordata, Mammalia, Rodentia, Muridae. The record is from RefSeq and is a predicted model, not a curated record.